This is a messenger RNA of Ilyonectria robusta, 978 nucleotides long. RefSeq lists its product as uncharacterized. The transcript has a single exon. The record is from RefSeq and is a predicted model, not a curated record. Lineage: Eukaryota; Fungi; Ascomycota; Sordariomycetes; Hypocreales; Nectriaceae. The coding region runs from base 1 to 978 and encodes 325 amino acids.
AUGCUGGGACAGGAGCGACCUAAAAAGAGGCGCAUCAGGAAUGAGUUUGACCAGGAAAGGGUUGGGGCGAAGGCGACGGCAGCGAGGGAAAAGAAAAAGGAGAUGACGAAGAGGGAGAACAUGGCGAAUGCAUAUGAAAUUGGGAAUUCGAUGGAUGAUGUGAAGGUGGAUGAAAUGGAGAAAGAACCAGAACCCCCGUCAAAGAUACCGAGACUGGAAACUAUCCAAGAAGAGGAGGACGAAUGUCUGGAGCCUGCGCCAAAGAUAGCAAGGCCGGACAAUAUCUUAGAAGAAGCGGAAGACCUGGCAUGGGAAAUGUCCCAAGAUCUCGAAGCAGCCGUCCGCCACAAAUGCCACAAAUCACUAAAGCCGUCUCCUCGACAACAGCAUCACACCGUAACACAUCCUCCCGCGUCUCCCCGCCAUGCCCCACGGAUGAGCACACAAGCUAUCCCCUUUAACUUGGACGACUUCCCCUCGUCCUCUCAACAAGCGUACGGACUCGAAGACGACCUCUUUCUAUCAGCGCCACCUGCUCCCGAGAUUGAUGAAGAGAAAAGCAGCGAGGAGAAGGAAGAAGAAGCCGCAGAGCUUAUGCCUUCAACACCCCAUGACCCAGGACCAGAGUCACCGCCUUCAUCCCCAAGGCGCUUCUUCACACCCACGGGCGACCAUGCACGCAUGGCCCUUGCCCUGCAUCGCAGCCGCCGCACAGCAGCCCUGGAGGAGAUACAGCGACGUUAUCGCCCGCGCAUCAAGGCCGUCACAGAAGAAGCCGCAGCACAACCACCCGAACCAGGCAAAUCCCUACCAAACAUCAACCAACCAAAGUCAUCUCCACCACCAUACCCCUCACUCCAUGACGAAGAAGGCAACUAUUCAUCACCUCCUUCCCAGGAGCCCGCUAUUCCUGAUGCUUCGCAGGACUCGUACGGAGGCGACUGGGUAGAUGAAAUUGCUCUUGAACUGCUGGUUUGA